Molecule: messenger RNA, 3194 nt
Organism: Silurus meridionalis
Lineage: Eukaryota; Metazoa; Chordata; Actinopteri; Siluriformes; Siluridae
Gene: lrit3a
Product: info leucine-rich repeat, immunoglobulin-like and transmembrane domains 3a
Exons: 4
Coding region: 197-2098 (633 amino acids)
Molecular function (GO): protein binding
Source: RefSeq, a predicted model, not a curated record
CACACACACACACACACACACACACACACACACACACAGUAAUCCUCUGUAAUCUGUCAUCACCUGCACCGUCGUCUCGUCUCAGAACAGGAGCAACACUGAAGGACGAACAGCUUUUUUACCUCACUCCUGUAUCUGUAUGACUGAAAGUGUGUGUAUGAAUGUGUGUGAAGGUGUGUGAAGGUGUGUGUAUGACAUGUGUGUGACUUGGAGAAGGAUGCGGUGUGUGUUGGUGUUUCAGGUGCUGCUGUGCUGUUGGAAAGUCGCGCAGCCGUUUUGUCCCUCGCAGUGCACCUGUGUGUUCCACAAGACCAGGACGGUGUUGUGUAAUGACCCAGACACGGCGGAGAUCCCCGUCAACAUUCCCUUAGACACGGUGAAGCUGCGUGUGGAGAAAACGGCAGUGCGGCGAGUAAAAUCCGAGGCGUUUUACUACCUCACAGAGCUCCGGUAUCUGUGGCUUACCUACAACUCCAUCAGCUUAGUGGAUCCUUCCAGUUUCUACAACCUGAAUGUCCUGCACGAGCUCCGUCUGGAUGGAAAUCAGAUCUCCAUAUUCCCCUGGGAGGCUCUCAGAGAGAUGCCCCAUCUCAGGAUGCUGGAUCUGCACAACAAUCGAUUAACAAGCAUUCCUGUAGAAGCUGCAGCUUAUCUGGUUAACGUCACAUACCUGGACAUUUCCAGCAAUAAGCUGAACACCUUGCCCUCUGACCUUCUGGACAUCUGGAGUCCCUUUUCUGGAACAAUUUCCACUGGCAGCUCCUCUCAGAAGAUCAUACUGGGUCUUCAGGACAACAUCUGGUAUUGCGAUUGUCGCAUAUCCAAACUAAUUGAGAUGUCCAAGAUGGCAGAGGGUCUUGUGGUGCUGAUGGACCCGUUGGUGACCUGCAGUGGUCCGGAGAACCUGGCGGGGGUUCUGUUUAAACGAGCAGAGCUGGAUCAGUGUGUUAAACCAGCGGUGAUGACUUCAGCCACAAAGAUCACGUCUUCUCUCGGCAGUAAUGUGCUCUUGCGCUGCGAUGCUACAGGAUAUCCAACUCCAACCCUGAUGUGGAGCAGAGAGGAUGGAUCUCCACUCAGCAAUCCAGUUGUGCAGGAAUCCCCAGGUGAAGGUGUUCGAUGGUCCAUCCUUAGUCUGCAGCGAAUUGUGUUGAAGGACGCUGGUGUUUACGGCUGCAGGGCAAAGAACGUUGCUGGAAUUUCAGAAGCCUCCAUCACACUAUUACUGGCUGAGAAGGACUUUACAACUUCUUCUCCCUUUGACAAAACUUUGCCUGCUGUUACAGAGGCUGUGAUUUCCUUUUCUUCCACCACCACCAACUCCACACCCACCACUAGCAACAGCACAUCCAAACCAUCUCCAGCUACACUUCAGUCUAUAGCUAACAGGUUGAACUUAAGCCCAGGUGGUGGAAUCCAGAGAUCUCCACCCACUGGAAAUACAGCCAAGAUGAAGCAGCGCAAAAUUGCCCCCAAGGAUAAAUUUAGGAAAAAGAGCAGCCUGUACAUCAGAGAUAUCGAGGUGGUGGAGGAAACCGAAGACAGUGCCGUUGUGUUGUGGAUAACUGAGGGGUUUCCGAAUGAAUUUCCACUGUCAGUGGAGUACUUUCCAUAUGAUGCAGAGGAGAUAAAGGAGACUGUGGACACUGAGGUUGGAAAUGGUAAGCUUCUUCUUGAGAACUUGUUUCCCAACCAGGUGUACACGGUCUGCUUGGUUCCCAAAAGUGGAGAAGAGCAAUGUAGGAAUUUCAGCACUCUGGACAAUGUUAUAGACGACACACCAAAUGGGUGGCUGUUGAUCGUCACUGGUCUUGCUUGUGUUUUUGUUCUUCCUCUCAUUGCUCUCCUUCUUUACAAGAUCUCAUCACUGUACUGUAAAAAAAGCAGCAAAAACCCUGAGAUGGAUGAAGAUCUUUUGAAAGAGACGUAUGUGAAAUUUGAGACUCUGGCGAUGCAGCAGAGGAACGGACAGGCGAGCGAUCUCUGGACCCGACGACUGACGCAGGAAUCAGAAAGGAUGCUCCUCUGUUCUCGGUCCAGUAUGGACUCACAAAUGACUUACAAAAGUGAUAAUUCACGGUCCGAGUUCCUCUGCUAGCUCUGUGUGACCAAAACUGACCAGGAACGGUGAGGAGCUUCUGCUUUAUGAGCCUGCAACAAGUAGGCAGGACUGUGGUUUCUUUCAUCACCUCAUUAGUUCACACCUACUAAAAUUUAUCUAAUGGAAAAAAUCGAAUCUCCACAACUUAUAGCAUUCUGACUUUGACAUCUACCUCAUCGACAGCAAGCAUCUUCUGGAUGUGUAGCAGACUGUUAAAUCCUAACUCUCAAAAGAACCUAUAAGUAUUUAACAAACAAAAUAUUAAUAAAAGUUCUUUCAGGUUUAUUUGAACGCUUUAAGGAGUUCAAAGUAUUAAAGUGCUCCUGUAUAAAAGAACUGUAACUAUCGGCAGAACAUAUGAAGAACAGGUGUGGGUUUUUUUGUUGUUUUGUUUUUUAAGGGUACUUUUUAAACUGGUCCAGUAAAAAAUAUUUCUUGGAUAGAAACUCAAGUAAUCUCAGAAAUCUUUAAGUAGAAAGUAUUUAAGAGCGAAUAAAAUACCACUAAAGAACCUUUAUUUUCCUAAUAAUUGACCAAUAAAUGCAUGACAGAUUCUAGGUUCUCUGUUGGUUCUUCAUGUAACUAAGCACAAUAAAAAGGUUUUACACAGAUUUUUUUCUGAUAUGGAAACACUGUGAGGUCCUGCAUGUUACUCUUGAGUCAAACAUACAACCAAAGAAUCACAAAAGGUUAUAAAUUAAUUAAAUGUAAUUAAAUAUAUUUUUCUAAUGUUUUUAUUGACAGACAUCUGGAUGAAGUGCUACGUGAGAUCUUUAGAACAUUGUGUGAUGUGUUUUUGUACCAUAAGUGUUUAGUGUAUCUGUAUUUGUUCUUGUAAAUAAUUUUUAAUUCAUUAAUAAAUAGAUGUUUGAUGCACUGAAACACAAUAUUCUUAUAUACUUUGCUUGGUGCUCUUGGAGUAUGUGUAGGUCUCAUGAUGAUUGUCCUCUGCUCCUGUUCCAGUGGAAUAUUUUUUAGGAGCGUAGGUCCAGUUUAGUGUAAAAUAACCAUCUGGAGCUGAGCUCAUGAAUAUGUACUUUAUGACAUUUACAUUCCGUGUACAUUUAUUGUAAACUUUUGAAUAUGAAAUAAA